CAAGGCCGGGAAAAUAACACUUGUUCGCUGCUGCCCCGGAAGGCUGGAGGCCGAGACGCUGAGAGUGGGCAUGGCGACUUGGUCCCAACCGGACUCGGGUAUCCGGGGUAGGGUGGGACUGGCCCGGACUCAGACCAGGGUCCUGUGGCCCUACCCGAUCUUUAAGGGAAUUUGGCCGGUUUCUCAAACUUAAUUGGCUCUUGGGAGGUUUUAAUACUAAAUUGCGUGAGAACGAGAGAGUAGGAAUCCUGGGUCGCAAUUGUGUUUACUCUGACCAGAUUGUGUUUGUGUGUGUGUAGAUCGCUUUUCCGUUUAGACUGAAGGUGGUAGAUGGGUUACAACAGUAAGAGGAGAGGGGGAUGUCUUGGUUUAUGAAAUUAAUGGCAGCUCAGACGUAGACUAGAAACUGAAAGGCAGAUUUACCCCCUCCCCACCUGGCAGUCUGGCUUGAGAAUUUGGCCAUAACCUAGUGGUUUGGCUCAGAAGGUGAAUAAAAAUAAAACCUGUCUAUGCAAAUUCUGGACGGAAUAAUCCGACCUCAGGCCCCCACCAUCUCUCUUCUUUUUAAUGUGAGAGAGUGAUAGCAAAGGGAAAAUCAGAUUUCAAAGUUGAAAAAAACAAGAGGUAUUAUUCUCUUGUGUAAAGUGGUGGCCUGACCGUUGUCCCCAUGUCCUCUGACCCCCUUACACAUUAAUAAUCUUUCCACUUUAGAGUUGGAAAGGGCAAGGAUUGUAGGCAGUUUUCUUCGGAGAGAUGGGAAACCAACUUAACGUUAAGAUGGGAAAUUGACUUCUCACACUAAAAAUAGAAGCUGGGUAGAGUGUUGGGGCGGGGAGGGGUGGUAAGUCGGGCAACAUGUAAAAUAUUUUGGAUGCCCUGGGCAUUGUUUGCUUAUUCAAAGUAGACUGCCUUUUAGGGUAUGGCAAAUGUAAUAUUCAGUAGCAGGGAUCCUUUAUGAGUGAUAUUUUGCUGUUACAGUUAUCGGGUUUGUAACAGGAUUUGUUUGCUUGCUUGUUUGUUUUUGAGAGUAUAAUAAGUGACUCAUUUUCGUUCUGUAAAAGUGGCCUUUUCUUAGAAUGUGUUUCCUGCCUUCUACCAUGAAGGUUUUCCUACCCCGGUCAUGGUGUGCAGAGCAUGGAAUCUUACCCUGUUGCUCUUGUGAUUCCCAUUACAGGUUUCUCUGGAAACCCCCCUGGUAAGUGUGGAGGAGGCGGGACACUCUGACCCAAGACAAAAGGCCUGUAGCUCCAGCCAAAGAAAAUAAACCUUAGGAGGGAAAAGGAAAAAAAAAAAAUCCAUCAGCUGUUUCUGAGAACAGCCUGCAGUGGAAUCUACAGAGAGGACAGCUAAUGUGAGUGAGGAAGUGACUGUAUGUGGACUGUGGAGACAGUAAGUCUCGUGGGCCCUGAGGGCCUGGACUGGGUUAGGAACAGUUGCGCUUUCAGAGGUGAGGUGUCAAGAAGGGAAAAGUGAAUGUGGUCUGGAGUGUGGCCUUGGCUCCACGGGGUGUGCUUUCCUCUGGGGCCGUCAGGGAGCUCAGCCCCUGUGUUCUGCCAGGGUGAGGUGCAGGGUUUGGCACUGAGGAGGGUAAUUUGCUGGCUGAAGCAGCAGAGCAGUGGCCUUGAUUUGUAUUUUGGAAGAUUUAAAAACCAAAAAGCAUAAACAUUCUGGUCCUUCAGCAAUGCUUUCUCUGAAGAAAUACUUAACGGAAGGACUCCUUCAGUUCACCAUUCUGCUGAGUUUGAUUGGGGUGCGGGUGGACGUGGAUACUUACCUGACCUCACAGCUCCCCCCGCUCCGGGAGAUCAUCCUGGGGCCCAGUUCUGCCUAUACUCAGACCCAGUUCCACAACCUGAGGAAUACUUUGGAUGGCUAUGGUAUCCACCCCAAGAGCAUAGACCUGGACAAUUACUUCACUGCCCGGCGGCUCCUCAGUCAGGUGAGGGCCCUGGACAGGUUUCAGGUGCCGACCACUGAGGUAAACGCCUGGCUGGUCCACCGGGACCCGGAGGGGUCUGUUUCUGGCAGCCAGCCCAGUUCAGGCCUCGCCCUCGAGAGUUCCAGUGGCCUCCAGGAUGUGACAGGCCCAGACAACGGGGUGCGAGAAAGCGAAACGGAGCAGGGAUUCAGUGAAGAUUUGGAGGAUUUGGGGGCUGUAGCCCCUCCAGUCAGUGGAGACUUAACCAAAGAGGAUAUUGAUCUGGGGGCUGGGCGCGAGAUUUUUGACUAUAGUCAUCGCCAGAAGGAGCAGGAUGUGGACAAAGAGCUGCGAGAUGGAGGAGAGCAGGGGGACACCUGGCCCGGUGAGGAUGCAGAGGCUCUGGCGCGGAACCUGCUAGUGGAUGGAGAAACUGGGGAGAGCUUCCCUGCACAGGUGCCUGGUGGGGAGGACCAGACGGCCCUGUCCCUGGAAGAGUGCCUUAGGCUGCUGGAGGCCACCUGCCCCUUUGGGGAGAAUGCUGAGUUUCCAGCAGAUAUUUCCAGCAUAACAGAAGCAGUGCCUAGUGAGAGUGAGCCUCCACCUCUUCAGAACAACCUCCUGUCUCCUCUCCUGACGGGGACAGAGUCACCAUUUGACUUGGAACAGCAGUGGCAGGAUCUCAUGUCCAUCAUGGAGAUGCAGGCCAUGGAAGUAAACACGUCGACCAGUGAAAUCCUGUACAACACCCCUCCUGGAGACCCACUGAGCACCAACUACAGCCUUGCCCCCAACACUCCCAUCAAUCAGAAUGUCAGCCUGCAUCAGGCGUCUCUGGGGAGCUGCAGCCAGGACUUCUCCCUCUUCAGCCCUGAGGUGGAGAGCCUGCCUGUGGCUGGCAGCUCCACACUGCUCCCCCUGGUCCCCAGCAAUUCCACCAGCCUCAACUCCACCUUUGGCUCCACCAACCUGGCGGGGCUCUUCUUUCCACCCCAGCUCAAUGGCACCACCAAUGACACAGCAGGCCCAGAGCUGCCUGACCCCUUGGGGGGCCUUCUGGAUGAAGCCAUGCUGGAUGAGAUUAGCCUCAUGGACCUGGCCAUUGAAGAAGGCUUUAACCCUGUGCAGGCCUCCCAGCUGGAAGAGGAGUUUGACUCUGACUCAGGCCUCUCCUUGGACUCGAGCCAUAGCCCUUCCUCCCUGAGCAGCUCUGAAGGCAGUUCUUCCUCCUCUUCCUCUUCCUCUUCUUCCUCCUCUUCCUCGGCUUCUUCCUCAGCCUCUUCCUCCUUUUCUGAGGAAGGUGCUGUUGGCUACAGUUCUGAUUCUGAGGCCCUGGAUCUAGAAGAGGCAGAGGGUGCUGUGGGCUACCAGCCCGAGUAUUCCAAGUUUUGCCGCAUGAGCUAUCAAGAUCCAUCUCAGCUCUCCUGCCUGCCCUAUUUGGAGCAUGUGGGCCACAACCACACAUACAACAUGGCGCCCAGUGCCCUCGACUCUGCUAACCUGCCGCCUCCCAGCACCCUCAAGAAAGGCAGCAAGGAGAAGCAGGCAGACUUCUUAGACAAGCAGAUGAGCCGGGAUGAGCAUCGAGCCCGAGCUAUGAAGAUCCCCUUCACCAAUGACAAGAUCAUCAAUCUGCCUGUGGAGGAGUUCAACGAGCUGCUCUCCAAAUACCAGCUGAGUGAGGCCCAGCUGAGCCUCAUCCGUGACAUCCGGCGCCGGGGCAAGAACAAGAUGGCGGCGCAGAACUGCCGCAAGCGGAAGCUGGACACUAUCCUGAACUUGGAACGAGAUGUGGAGGACCUGCAGCAGGAUAAAGCCCGGCUGCUGCGGGAGAAAGUGGAGUUCCUGCGGUCACUGCGGCAGAUGAAGCAGAAGGUCCAGAGUCUGUACCAGGAGGUGUUUGGGCGGCUGCGUGAUGAGAACGGGCGGCCCUAUUCCCCCAGCCAGUACGCGCUCCAGUAUGCUGGGGAUGGCAGUGUCCUUCUCAUUCCCCGCACGCUGGCUGACCAGCAGGCUCGGCGGCAAGAGAGGAAGCCAAAGGACCGGAGGAAGUGAGCCUGGGGAGGAAGGGGUUGACGCUCACCAAGACCGAAACUGAAGGGCUGGGCCUGGACUUGGACCUGGACCUACAGCGGGGACUUUAAUGCCUUCUUACCCAAUAUAUCUUCUCAGAUGGGAUGACUGCGGGUCAGUGUACAGGAGAGGCGGGCGCAGGCGCUGUCUGGCUCAGCUUCCCCCCACGGGGGUGGGGUGAAAGUGGCCAGACCGUUUGGGUGGAGAGGGUCCUCGCCCCUACCCCUUACCUUCAGGGGAAGGGGUGGUGCUGCCAUUGCUGGAGGCAGGGGAGCUAUAUGGAGCAGAGGCCAACAGGGAAAGGAAGGGACUUGGGAGAGGAGGGGAAAGUAGUAGAAAGUCUUGUUCCUGGAAGGGAGGAAGAAUAACCCCAAGAAAUCAAAGCGGGAAGAAAACCAAGGGAAGGUCAAGUUUGGCUUUGGCCAGGAUUCCAGGCAGCAGGUGUAGUGACUUGGGUGGGACUAGGUUAUUGGUGUGAGUGAACCCCAUUUCACUCUGGGGAGGGGUGAUAUGCAGACACAGGGCAGGCUGGGCUGGGGGCCUUGUUAACUUUCUGCUCCCUGUACCUUUGGCAUCCCUGAAGGGGCUCUUGGAUAUCUCCCAGUAUUUUUCAGUGGGGUGGGAGCCAUAGGGACCCAACACUGGCGUUGAGGUUUAGGGUCAAAGGGCAGAGUGAAGAAGGAAGGGUCAUGAGGCCCCAUGUUGCAGCAGCCCCAACACCAAGCAUGUCACUCACUGCCCUGCCACUCCCAUUUCCCUUUGUGCUCCAGCCACCUCUGAGGGAGGCACCCACUGUCCCCAUCAGAGCCCGCAUGUGAAUGCUGUACUCUUCCACCCCCCUCCCCCCACCAGCUGCCUGUAGCUGUUAGGUAGCUGGACCACCAGUGCUCCCGGUACUGGGCCUGCGCCCGCCUCCUCUGGGGGCUGCCUCUGAGGCAGGGGGUGGUGGUGGGGCAGGGGGGAUGAUGUGGAGGGAGAAGCCAGCGCUACAGCCUCCAGGCAGUAUUCAGCACAACACUGGGGAGUGACCCUUCCUUCAGACCUCCCCCUACCAACUGGGCUUGUCACUGAAAAAAAAAAAAAAAGUCUACACAACUCAGCAACAACAAAACUAGUCCUUAGAAUUUCUUGCGCUUUGAUUUUUUUAGGGCUUGAAACUGUUUCACUUAUAGGGUUUAGAAUGCUUGUGAUGAGUAAAAAGGAGAUGCCCCAAUAUUCAAAGCUGCUAAAUGUUCUCUUUGCCAUAAAGACUCCGUGUAACUGUGUGAACACUUGGGAUUUUUCUCCUCUGUCCCGAGGUCUCUGUCUGGUUUCUUUUUUUUGGGUUUCUUUGUAGAAUGAGAAGUGCAUGAAGUGGGGGCUGAGAGCACCCUUCCCCCAGGCUCUCAGCCAUAGGCAGCUUUUGCACAGCCCUGCCUUACCAGGGCUCCUGGAGACUGCCUGGAGGAGCAGAGAAGGGAGCUCUGAGGUGGCCAGAUGGCUCCAGGACCACAGUGUCUUUAACUGUCACUGCUGCCAUCCCUGCCUGACUCUGGAAUACCCUGUUCCAGACUAAUAGGAGCGGGUUGAGGGGGGGAAGCACUGAUUUCCCUCCCCAUGGGGGGGGUGUUCUACCUGAGCAGUGGGGAUAGAAGGCGUGAGCCUGGGAAGUGCUUUUAUAAAUUAUUUUCCUUGUAGAUUUUAUUUUUAAUUUAUCUCUGUGACCUGCCAGGGAGAGGAGAGAGAUGCUGUGAGCACAUGACAAAAUAAAAUAAAACGAUGAUUCAUUCUCAA
This is a messenger RNA of Loxodonta africana (African savanna elephant), 5764 nucleotides long. RefSeq names its product NFE2 like bZIP transcription factor 1 (gene NFE2L1). Gene Ontology annotation, biological process: regulation of transcription by RNA polymerase II. Gene Ontology annotation, molecular function: DNA-binding transcription factor activity, RNA polymerase II-specific; RNA polymerase II cis-regulatory region sequence-specific DNA binding. Lineage: Eukaryota; Metazoa; Chordata; Mammalia; Proboscidea; Elephantidae. Gene Ontology annotation, cellular component: nucleus. The record is from RefSeq and is a predicted model, not a curated record. The transcript has 5 exons. The coding region runs from base 1682 to 3973 and encodes 763 amino acids.